CGGAACAUACGCUCAUCGCAUGCUAUGAUAUAUAACAACUGAAAAUGGCUGCAACCAACAGUUGUUACUCGUUCACCAUGUACAGCUACAGUACAUUUUUGCUGUUAUCAGUUCUCGCUGUUUUCUCAGGGUCAAACUGCUUCGUGCAACAUGUCGGUCCAUGCCCGUGUAAGGACCCGACACAUUGUAACUUCAUCACUAAAACGCCAGAGAAAGAGCUUUUCGUAUUUCAAGCAUCAGAUCAAUACUGGACGGAUUAUGAUUGGUCUUACAUAACAACAGUGGCAACGUUUACUCCGUAUAACCCGGAAGUAAUGUGCACUGCUCACUCUAAGGGGGCAAGACUUGUUAUGGCCGAGGACUACCCGGGUAACCAACUUUCCAACGCGACAUAUCGUAGCGCCUGGGUGAAGCAAAAGGUCGAGUUGGCCACGAAACAACACAUGGAUGGCAUCAACAUUGACUUUGAGAGUGUCCUAAGUCUAAAGAACUCACAUCUGUUAAUUGCGCUGGUGAAUGAAACAGCCCACGCAUUCCGUGCUGCCAACCCCCAUACACAGAUAACGUUCGACGUCCCAUACGGCCCAGGAUGCACCUGGAGCCGUUGCUACGACUACAAAAAGUUGGCUGCCAUUUGUGAUUUUUUGGUGAUCAUGGACUACGACAUGGUUGGAGGUUUCCCGUAUGCUGUUUCCAAUGACGGGCUCAAGCUUGUUAGACUUGGCAUAGAGUCUUUCCAAGCGGAUGGCAUUCCCAACAACAAAUUGGUUACUGCAGUACCAUGGUAUGGCUACGACUUCACCUGCACCCAUCUCCUACAGGACAACAUCUGUUCCUUUAUUGGUCAACAAGAUGGCGUCAAGACAAAGAAUGGUGUGCAGAUGUACGGGAAGGGCGUUCAGAGGCAGUAUAAACUUAUUACACAGCUACUGAAGAAUUCUACGACUGGUCGGAUCUUCAAUGAAACGCUGGGGUCGCCCUUCUUCAAUUAUGUGGAUCCUACUACGGGUGGCAUUCGCCAAUUGUGGUACGACGACCCAGAAAGCCUAAUGAUUCGAUACAGCUACGCCAAGUCUAACCAGCUCCGUGGUGUGUCGAUGUGGAAUGCUGAUUUUUUGGAUUAUACUGGUGACCCAGUCGGAAGAGCACUCACAAAAGCAAUGUGGGAUGCAAUCAACAGUUUCUUCCUAUAAAACCAUUUUGGGUUAAUAUUGUUUUUGUUGUGUGUACCAAAGAAAAUAAACGUGAAAACGUGCACCCUCUAAUCUUGGGAUACAACUUCGAGUCCUACUCAAAUUUGUGCUAAGAGCACUAUAUCGCAACCUUGUAUUCAUACCAUGGUUCCGAUGUGUUUUACAGUCAAUUUAUUUGUGUUCACCUCCAAUAAAGACUACAUACCGUAGUGUUUGAACAACUUGA
Molecule: messenger RNA, 1419 nt
Organism: Asterias rubens (European starfish)
Lineage: Eukaryota; Metazoa; Echinodermata; Asteroidea; Forcipulatida; Asteriidae
Product: di-N-acetylchitobiase-like
Exons: 7
Coding region: 45-1193 (382 amino acids)
Biological process (GO): chitin catabolic process; carbohydrate metabolic process
Cellular component (GO): extracellular region
Molecular function (GO): chitinase activity; chitin binding
Source: RefSeq, a predicted model, not a curated record